AUGGCUCCGAGAUCGCGCAAUCCCUUUGGCUUCGGACCUUGGGUCGUCACCUUCUUCACCGUCGUCGUCUAUGCCGGUCUGUUCGCCGCCCUUGUUGUCACCCAUCAUGUCCUGCCGCCAGCUCCAAGCACUCCCACUCCGCACAGCUGGCCAGGCGUCAACAUAACCCAGGCCUGGAAUGAUCUCGAGCACCUGAGCAGUGCUUAUCAUCCUUUCAACAGCAGGGAAAAUGUUGCCGUGCGCAAAUGGUUACUCGCCCGCGUGCGAGACAUACUCGACGCCAAUGAGGUUGAGUGGAAAGAGGCCGCCCAACACACCAACGCUGCGCUGCCUGUCACCGUCUUUGACAGAGAUGUCAGCAACGUGACAUACACCGAUUCAAGAGGCUACACUGUCUACUAUGAGAGCAACAAUAUCAUGGUCUACGUUAGAGGCGCUGAAGAUCCCGACGGCGAAUGGUGGCUCAACAAGACCACUUACACUGGUCCUGGUGGCGUCCUUGUCAAUGCCCACUUUGACUCUGUCAGCACUGGCUUUGGUGCCACAGACGACGGUGUUGGUGUCAUUUCAGUACUGCAGCUACUCUCACACUUCACCAAGCAGGAGAAUCAGCCUCAUCGUGGUAUUUUGUUCCUUCUGAACAACGGCGAAGAGGAUGGUCUAUACGGCGCAAAGGCCUUCACACGUCAUCCUCUUGCCCAAUUCCCUCGUGCCUUCCUCAAUCUUGAGGGUGCUGGUGCUGGAGGCAGAGCCACCUUGUUCAGAAGCACUGAUACUGAGGUAACCAAAUUCUACUCCAAGAGCCCUCAUCCCUUUGGUAGUGUCAUCAGUGGUGAUGGCUUCAAAAGAGGUCUGGUGAAGAGCGGCACAGACUACAGUGUCUUUGUUGAUGACCUGGGUAUGCGUGGCCUGGACGUAGCCUUCAUGGAGCCUCGUGCCAGAUACCACACUAAUCAAGACAAUGCUAGAGAAACCAGCGUCGAGAGCUUGUGGCAUAUGCUCUCUGCUGCUCUAAACACCGUGCAGGGCCUUUCAAGCGAUACCAGUGAUGAAUUCGAGCGUCCUUCGGAUCAUGAGAGGUAUGGCAAGACCGACAAGUCAUCUGGCAGUACCGGUGUCUGGUUUGACUUGUUUGGCCGUGCAUUUGCAGUCUUCCAGUUGCACACUCUGUUCGCGCUUUCCGUGACAUUGCUUGUUGCAGGGCCAAUUUUCUUGAUCAUCUUCGAUGUUACUCUGCACAAGACCGACAAGUGGUAUUUGUUCUCUAGAAAGAAAUAUCUCCACUCGUCUGAUGAUGACGAGGCUAUCAAGUUCUUUGGGUGGAGAGGCUUCUUUAGAUUCCCUCUGAUCUUUGCCGUCGCAAGUGGCAUUGUUGUAGCGCUCGCGUAUCUUGUCACCAAGGUCAACCCACACAUUGUUUACAGCUCCGAGUACGCCAUUUGGAGCAUGAUGCUCACCGCGUGGCUUUCUACUGCGUGGUUCCUCUUCCGCCUCGGAGACGCAGUUCGGCCAUCCGCACUUUCCCGUGCUUAUGUGUUGAUUUGGCUUUACGCUCUUUCCUGGAUUGCCCUGGUGGCUGCAACCAUCGGGGAGCAGCGAUUCCAUCUUGGAUCUGCCUACUUCUUGGUCAUCUACAACGCCGCCGUCUUCUUGGCAUUGCUCAUCUCCUACCUCGAAUUCUUCGCGCUGCCCAAAAAGAGUAUCUACGUUGAGCAGGCUACAUAUGCAUCGCAAAGUAUUAUCCCGAGCCCUGCACGUAGCGGCAGUCUCGUCUCUCACAACGUUGCAGACCACGAGGAUACUCCUAGAGGCAGAGUAACGCAUGCGAAUGAUAACGAAGAUGCAGAUGAACGUACCUCUCUGCUGGGUUCGAGACAGACCUUUACACGCUACGGGCGUGAGAGCCGUCGACCUGACGACAAUGAGGAUGUUGCAGCCUCAUUGCACUCGCCUCUCACAAGCCAGGCAUACGAGGGUGAGCAGGCUUGGUCUGCUAGUCUUCCAAGUUGGGCAUGGCUACUCCAAUUCCUUAUCCUGGCUCCUAUCAAUGUAAUUUUGAUCGGCCAAUUGGGACUGCUAAUGACCUCAGCUCUGCACCAAACGCCUGCUGAUGGUAGUCCCGUUCUGCUUGUCUACCUGUUGAUUGCUGCAACUUCGGUGCUGCUGUUGCUCCCUCUGACGCCUUUCAUCCAUCGCAUAACCUACCACAUCCCCACCUUCCUUAUGUUCGUCUUCAUCGGCACUCUGAUUUACAACCUCGUAGCCUUCCCCUUCUCUCGCACCUCCAGACUCAAGGUCUUCUUCCUUCAGCAGAUCGAUCUUGACCACGGCAACAACUCCGUGGCGCUCACCGGUCUAUCUCCUUACCUCGAGUCCAUCGUAUCUCAAAUGCCAUCAGCCUCGGAAAACGGCUACCACUGUGCAGGCCCUGACUACAAAUUCUGGGCCUUCAGAGCAGGUCUUGACAGUUGCUCCUGGACGGGCCCUGCUCCCAAUGUCGUACCUAAAGCAUACAAGCCACACCAGCCCGGCAUGCCAUACCCCAACGACACAGUCUCUUUGACACUAGCUCGCAGACAAGCUCAAGCCGACAAAUAUGCCACCUGGCUUGACUUCAACAUCACUCGCCCCUCAUCAAAGAACGCCACCAGACGCGAUUAUGUGAUUGAUGUACGCGGCUCCAACACUCGCGCCUGCCGCUUGUACUUCUCGACUCACUUCGCAAACCUGAGCAUCAGCAAUGCAGGUGACAAGGCCGAGGUCGUGAAACCAGGUCGCCACGACGAGGAAACGCGUGUGUACCUGUACAGCAGAGAUUGGGACGCCAGAUGGAGCGUCAACGUCACCUUUGACCGCGAAGUGGAGAAGCAAUAUGGUGGUGUCGAGGGCAAAGUCAUGUGUGUCUGGAGUGAUGCCAACCAGGUAGGCAAUGUGCCUGCUUUCGAUGAGGUCAAGCACUUUAUGCCUGUGUGGAGUGCUGUUACCAAGAACAGCGAUGGUCUGGUUGAGGGAUACAAGCACUUCAGUCUCUAA
Aureobasidium melanogenum CBS 110374 is the source of this 3033-nucleotide messenger RNA. RefSeq names its product endoplasmic reticulum metallopeptidase 1. The coding region runs from base 1 to 3033 and encodes 1010 amino acids. The record is from RefSeq and is a predicted model, not a curated record. Gene Ontology annotation, biological process: proteolysis. Lineage: Eukaryota; Fungi; Ascomycota; Dothideomycetes; Dothideales; Saccotheciaceae. Gene Ontology annotation, molecular function: metalloexopeptidase activity. The transcript has a single exon.